AUGGACAAGAGAAUCCCAUUCAUUCUGCUGGCCUGUAUGAUAGGGCUUGGAAUGAAUGUUCCUCUACCAGGAAAUUUACAGGUUUAUUUACCUGGAAUGGAAUUACUUGGCAAAGAUACAAACACCCUGGAUGUUCUAAAGUCAUUAUCAAAAUCAAAUCCAGAGGAUAACAACAUAAAAGAAGAUCGAGAUGUCUUCAGUAAGAUUAUUGAGCAAAACAAAGGCAUUAAGGAGCCGAUGGUCGAGGGAGACAUCCUCAUAAGCCCCAGUGGUCGAAGUGCAACUAAUUGCAAAGGCUGCCUUUGGCAAAAAUCUGCUGAAGGGACAGUUGUUGUGCCUUAUAACCUUUCCCCUGAUUACACUGAGCAGGAGGUGGCUUUGUUUCGGAACGCCAUGCAAGAGUACGAAACCUUGACCUGCGUGCGUUUUGUUCCUCGGAAAACCCAGGGUAACUUCCUCAACAUUGUGAAAGCAGGAGGCUGUGGCUCCUACGUGGGCAGAAUUGGAGGUGGCCAGACAACGUAUCUUAAUGAUGGUUGCUUGUCCAGAGGGACCAUUCAACACGAGCUGAACCAUAACCUCGGCUUUUACCACGAGCAGUCAAGGAGUGACCGUGAUGACUACGUGACUGUCAUGACUCAGUACAUCUCAUCAGGAAACCUGAUCCAGUUCCAAAAAGAAGAUUCCAAUAACCUGGGUCUAGAAUAUGACUACGGCUCAGUGAUGCAUUAUCCCAGUACUGCUUUCAGUAACACAUCGGGACAAUCAACUAUCAUACCCAAGCCUGAUCCAUCCGUACCCAUUGGACAAAGAAAUGGAUUGAGUCCUCUGGAUGUUUCAAAAAUUAACAGACUGUAUGAGUGUGGUGUUUGGGGAACAUUGCUCAAUACGGCCAGUGGAACUGUGACCUCAGCCAAUUACCCCUCUGUUUAUCCCAAUAACUCAAGCUCUGUUUGGUUAAUUAGGACGCCAUCUGGUCAGGUUUCUCUGCAGUUUAAAGCCUUUGAUGUCCAGUCCUCUCAAGACUGUGCCUCUGACUACAUUAAGAUUUACGACGGUCCCGUCAAGACAUCCCCUGUGUUAGUGGACAGAGCGUGUGGCGCAGGACUGAUCCCACCGAUAAUCUCUUCCACUUCUCAGAUGCUUAUUGAGUUUGUUAGUGAUGGUGACACCACUGCCACCGGCUUUAAAGCUACGUACAGCUCAGUACAAUGUGGAGGGGCUUUCUACGCACCAACAAAGAACUUCACCUCUCCUGGAUACCCCAACGGCUACUCAGUCAAUAUGGACUGUUACUGGAAAAUCACAGCUCCUGAAGGCUAUAAGAUUUCUCUGACAUUUAAUGAGUUUGUCUUGGAGUCUGGUAUGUUCGGAUUUUGCCGAUACGACUAUGUGAAGGUUUAUAAUGGAGCAGAUAGCAGCUCCCCACCGAUGGGGACAUACUGUGGCACUAGAUCCUUGGCUCCUUUGGUCUCAUCCGGAAAUUUCAUGAUGAUUCAGUUUCGUAGUGAUCAAUCAAACACUUUUAAAGGGUUCAAUGCUACAUACGUGUCCUUGCCAAAGUCAUAAAGUAUAUGGAGUAGAAGAAAGUUAUUGUUACAACAGAAUUUUGUAGAGGACCGACUAAAAGUUUUC
This is a messenger RNA of Spea bombifrons (plains spadefoot toad), 1635 nucleotides long. RefSeq names its product embryonic protein UVS.2-like. Gene Ontology annotation, biological process: proteolysis. The coding region runs from base 1 to 1569 and encodes 522 amino acids. NCBI's taxonomy places the organism in Eukaryota, Metazoa, Chordata, Amphibia, Anura, Pelobatidae. Gene Ontology annotation, molecular function: zinc ion binding; metalloendopeptidase activity. The record is from RefSeq and is a predicted model, not a curated record. The transcript is spliced from 14 exons.